Messenger RNA from Aspergillus calidoustus, 1901 nucleotides. The record is from the annotation of a GenBank genome assembly. NCBI's taxonomy places the organism in Eukaryota, Fungi, Ascomycota, Eurotiomycetes, Eurotiales, Aspergillaceae.
AUGACUGUCUCUAUCCAAGAUCAAGGCCCCGUGAACGUGCCUCUUGGAAAGUGGCCAGCAACAUCGCCGUCCAACCUGUCCUCUGCAGACGCCGACGCGGUUGCGCAAGGAGUCGUGGAUCAACUCAACCAGGCAGUGGCAAAGGGCGAUUUCGGGUCGGUCGCGUCUCUAUUCUACAGCACCGGCUACUGGCGAGACCACCUUUGCCUGGCCUGGGAUCUCAAGACAGUAAAAGGCCCCAAGGACAUUGCUGCAUUCCUGCAAAGCUCGAAGACUGGGCCCUUCCAAGUCGAAAUCGAUCGCACUUCUGCUUUUCGACAACCGACAGCCUGCGCACUCGAUGGACUCGGUAACUCGCAUGGAAUUCAGUUUUUCACCACGAUUACACUCGAGUUUGGAAAGGGGAGGGGUCUUGUUAGACUAGUGGAGGAGGAUGGGCAGUGGAAGAUCCUGACACUGUUUACCUCGUUGGUCGAGUUGAAGGGACAUGAGGAGCCACUGAAUGGGCGUCGCUCGAAGGGAGUCGAGCACGGAGGACGACCCGACCGCAAGAACUGGAAGGAGCGACGAGAGGAGGAUGCUGAGUUUACCGAUAGAGAACCCGCCGUGUUGAUUAUUGGCGCCGGCCAGGGCGGCUUAACAGCUGCAGCUCGGCUGAAGAUGCUCAACGUCGACGCCCUGGUCAUUGACCAGAAUGACCGCAUUGGAGAUAACUGGCGCCAGCGAUAUCGCCAGCUCGUUCUCCACGACCCCGUCUGGUACGACCAUAUGCCCUACGUGAGCUUUCCACCUCACUGGCCAGUCUUUACGCCAAAGGACAAGCUCGCCGAGUGGUUCGAGUCCUACGCAAAGGUACUCGAACUGAACGUCUGGACGAGGACGACUCUUAGAACUCCAACAUGGGAUGGGAAGAAGUGGACUGUCGUCCUUGAGCGACGGAAUGCUGAUAACAGCGUGUCUACGAGGACUAUUCACCCGCGCCAUAUCAUUCAGGCCACUGGCCACUCUGGCGAGAAAUAUGUCCCACCGCUUGCUGGCCUGGAUAGCUUCAAGGGCGAUCGCAUCUGCCACAGCUCGGACUUCGAGGGCGCCCUGCACGAACACAAGGGCAAAAAGGCGAUCGUCAUUGGAUCGUGCAACUCCGGCCACGAUAUCGCGCAGGAUUUCUACGAAAAGGGCUACGAGGUCACGAUGGUCCAACGGAGUACCACGUGCGUUGUCUCCUCGGAGGCAAUCACGAACAUUGGCCUUGCUGGUCUGUACGACGAGAAUGGACCGCCAACUGAGGAUGCAGAUCUGUGGCUCUGGGGUUUGCCUGCUGAGUUACUCAAGACACAACAGAUUGGCGUGACUAAAUUGGAGAACGAGCAUGACAAGGCUACGCUUGAUGGUCUCGAGCGAGCGGGAUUUAAAGUGGACAAGGGACCGGAUGGAGCGGGCCUGCUGCAGAAGUAUUUCCAGCGUGGUGGUGGAUACUACAUUGAUGUCGGUGCAAGUCAGUUGAUCAUUGAUGGAAAGAUCAAGGUCAAGCAAGGAGUUGAAAUCGAACAAGUUCUGCCCCGGGGUCUGAAGUUUGCCGAUGGAAGCGAGCUCGAGGCAGAUGAGAUUAUCCUUGCUACCGGAUACCAGAACAUGCGCACGCAGACCAGACGCCUGUUUGGGGACGAGACGGCGGAUGCAGUUGGCGAUGUGUGGGGAUUCGACGCAAACGGCGAGAUGCGAGGCAUUUGGAGGCCGUCGGGACACCAGGGGCUGUGGUUCAUGGGAGGCAACCUGGCGAUUUCAAGAUACUAUUCCAGGAUCCUGGGAUUACAGAUCAAGGCUACUGAGAUUGGCCUUUCUCAUUAACAUGGAGCCCUCACAGGAGAUAGAUGAUAAAUGAUGAAUAAUACCUGAUAAAU